Molecule: messenger RNA, 627 nt
Organism: Marasmius oreades (fairy-ring Marasmius)
Lineage: Eukaryota; Fungi; Basidiomycota; Agaricomycetes; Agaricales; Marasmiaceae
Exons: 2
Coding region: 1-627 (208 amino acids)
Source: RefSeq, a predicted model, not a curated record
AUGGCCCUCUUUCAAGCAACUAUUAUUUGCUGUAAACAUCUCACGACGCACUCUUGUGCUGAAGACUUCCGCCAUUACAUUACCACCUGGGUCGAAAGCCUGAGGACUAUUUAUCCUCACACCCGCGAGCGUGUUCCCCGUACCAACAUUCACGGAGCUGGGCAUGUCUAUGACUUUUUAGUCUCAUUCGGACCUGUCAGUUCAUGGUGGUGCUUUCCCUUUGAACGUUUGAUAGGAACGCUGCAGAAAGUCAAUACGAACGAUCAUAUCGGUGGCAUCGCAGAAGCCACGAUGAUGAAAACCAUGGCACAAACAGCGAAUGUUCGCCACUGGCUUCGUCGCCCAGAUUGUCCUGAAGCCAUCAGGCAAUUGAAGCAGCUUUUUGACAAGUGUUUCAUACCAGCCAACACCAUGCAGGAGCAGAAACCUCUGCAGGAAUUGAAAAGCACAUGUCGUGCCUAUGCCAAUCACGAUGGCGUUAAUUUUUCUCCUCAUCAAACGCAUGAGGGUAACACCUGCAUCAUCUACAAACAUAAGUCUGCAGUCAUUACUAUGGCUGGUCAAAUUCAGUGGAUCCAGAACAUCCCCAGGCCAGGUGGGGGCCAGGAUGUCCGGCUUCAUGUAUGA